Molecule: messenger RNA, 717 nt
Organism: Exophiala bonariae
Lineage: Eukaryota; Fungi; Ascomycota; Eurotiomycetes; Chaetothyriales; Herpotrichiellaceae
Exons: 3
Coding region: 1-717 (238 amino acids)
Source: RefSeq, a predicted model, not a curated record
AUGUUCCCCAACCAGCAGCUUAUGCGUGAGGCCAGCACGUCUGGACAAAUGACCUUAAAGCCUAAUAUUGCGAAGAUAGUGGCAGCGAUGCCCGAAUCAGUGGAUGUGAUCGUUGAAGGCGCCGGAUUGAGCGGCCUCUCGGGUGCUGGUGCUGGAAGCCAUUAUCGGUUUACCGACGCUGACGUGAAAGAAAUCGGCGUUUUCUAUAAUCACAUCGACGACAUCGGUCGUGAACUCGACCUGGCCGAUCCAUCAGCUCUUACAAAUCCAGCAGAAUUGGACACACUGACACAGGGAGAGUACUGCAACAAGACUUUUGGCCGCGACUCGAUUGCCGCGGUAACGGCGAAUGCACUCACUCGGGCGCCACUAGGGACAGAGUCCAGCGAGCUUAGUGUCCUGUUCUUUGUCGGAUACUGCUGGAGCGGUUGCGGGCUGCAUUCCCUCACGUCGGAUGGGAGGGGAGGUGGGCAGUCUCUCCGGGCCAGACAAGACGAUCUCCAAGUCACUCGCGACCGGGCUGAAGCCUGGUGCGGUGCGACUGUCGACACCUGGCUCCAAGAUCUCCUACGCCGGAUCAGAAAGGUGCACCGUCACCUCUAUCUCCACGGCAACGACCUACCAUUCCAAAAAGGUCAUUCUAUCAUGUCCGACGCCGAUGUACAGCAGGAUCGAACUCUCACCUUCCCUGCCCGCCAUGAACACAAGAUUGUCUAG